Molecule: messenger RNA, 2572 nt
Organism: Pelobates fuscus (common spadefoot toad)
Lineage: Eukaryota; Metazoa; Chordata; Amphibia; Anura; Pelobatidae
Gene: SUPT7L
Product: SPT7 like, STAGA complex subunit gamma
Exons: 5
Coding region: 425-1666 (413 amino acids)
Cellular component (GO): SAGA complex
Molecular function (GO): transcription coactivator activity; protein heterodimerization activity
Source: RefSeq, a predicted model, not a curated record
GCUCGGUCUGACCCCGGAGCUCGGUGAGUGAGUAACCCUCAGCCAGCCAGCCCCGAGUCCCAGCACCCUCAGCCAGCCAGCACCGUGUCACAGGACCCUCAGCCAGCCAGCACCGAGUCCCAGCACCCUCAGCCAGCCAGCACCGAGAGCGAUACACUGCUAACUGCUGGCUGAGAGUGAUAGAGAGAGGAAAUCAGUAUUAGUAAGAUUUAAUAGCAAGGUACAGGAGCUGCUGAAAUCCAUUAAUAGAACUUACAAUUACAUGGUGAAGAAGCUAUUUUGAAACAGAAGUUGAAUAUUUGAUGGCUGGACGUUGGGCAAUAUUUGGUAUGGUACAUUGUGUCCAAGGCUAACCUGGGCACCUUCUCCUUGUGAACAUUGUAUGAUUCUAUGUGAGUUAGCCCACUGCUGACACUAUCUUAACAUGAUGCGCUACUGGGGAGAGAUCCCAGAUUCUUCUGGACAGGCCAGCAGGAGUUCCUUCGACCUCUUACAGAGGGAGUUCCGCACAGUGGAGAUGCAAGAACCCCCUCUACACCAGCCUUCUGCUAACAAACCAAGAACCACUACCAUGCUGGAUAUUCCGUCUGAACCGUGCAGCUUAACCAUUCACACAAUCCAACUCAUUCAGCAUAACCGCAGACUGCGCAGCCUGAUUGCUACGGCUCAGGUUCCAAACCAGCCGCAGGCUGAAGGCAUGAAAGUGGAGGAGAGUGAACCGCUUCCACAUCGGCCUACCUCUCCGGUCCUCCCUGAUGAUCUCCUGCCGCAGGAUUGCAAGACCCCCAAGCUACCCUUCCAGAUAAGACACAGCGACCCAGAGAGUGAUUUUUAUAGAGGGAAAGGAGAGCCAGUCACUGAACUCAGUUAUCAUUCAUGUCGCCAGCUGAUGUACCAGUCCGUGGCCACCAUUCUUGCGCACGCUGGAUUUGAAUGUGCCAACGAGAGUGUCCUGGAGACCCUUACUGAUAUCGCUCACGAAUAUUGCCUAAAAUUUACCAAGAUGCUCAGGUUUAAUGUGGAUCGAGAAGCGAGGCUUGGACAGACUCCGUUCCCGGAUGUCAUGGAGCAGGUCUUCCAUGACAUGGGCAUUGGCAGUGUUUUAUCUCUGCAGAAGUUCUGGCAGCACCGCAUUAAGGAUUACCAUGCGUACAUGUUGCAGGUCAGCAAGCAGCUGUCUGAGGAGUAUGAGAAGAUUGUGCAUCCGGAGCGAGUCUCGGAGGACACGAAGCCGGUGAAGGUUAAAGAAGAGCCUGUCACUGACAUCACCUUCCCCGUCAACGAGGAACUGGAAGGCGACCUGGCGCCUGGUGAUCAGUCGCUGCCAGUAGGCGUCCUGGGUGCUCAGAGCGAGAGAUUUUCAUCAAACAUGGAAGUUGAUUCUUCGCCCCAGCCAUCUGGAUCUGAUGUCAAUACCUCACCCCUGUGGAGCCUGACACAAGUGAAAAUGGAGCCCCAGGAAAACGAGGAGUCGAAUGUACAUGGACACAGUGUUUUGGGGAAUGAUGUGUUUGAAGAGCCCAUGUCUGGGAUGAGUGAUUCUGCCCUUCCUGGAAGUCCCAACGGGUCGGAGGGUAGCUAUGGGUCACAUUCUCCGGAUAGCCUCAUGGGAUCAUCUUCCCCAGUUUUCAACCAGCACCCAAAGAAGAAAAUGAAGAAAAUGUAGACAGUGAAUGGUUACAUUUGUUAUUGUAUUAUUAUUAUUUUUUGUUGUUGUUUUUGAGAUGGCUGUUCUCCCCGUUUCUGUACAUAGUUAAUUCAAAGACUCCAGUUGAUGUCUAUUUCAGGAGAUUCAAAUCAGUGAUCAGAUUUAAUUUACUGUUAAAUGCAAAAAACUACCAAGACCUCAUUAAACAGGUUUUUUUUCACUUCUCACGAUGUUUAGAGCUCAUUAAAGAUAAACCUAAUUGUGACAUUUAUUCCGAUCUCUGUAUAAUGAAGGUGCUGAGCACUACAACCAGGCAUGCCUGCAGGUAAGUGAAAGAUUAUUUGGUUGUAUAAUUUUUACAAGUUGAUGGAAGUUAAGUCCAUUAAGUUUAACCUUUUCAAGUGGUGUAAUUGCAAUGAUAUUCAAACAGAACAAGACAAAGUAAAAAUACCAAAACUCAAGAUUUUUCAUGUAGAUAACAUUCUGCCAUUCUAUAACUACUCAUACUUUUUCUUAGAUUAAAAACCAAAGCACCUGCUACCCCUUUUCAUUUUCUCAAUUAUAGCUGCAGCAGAACCUCCCCCACCAUAGUGGCAGCACCAUCCGCGUCCUGCGAGUACAAAUAAUGUGUUAGACCUGACUAACUUGUGUAGGUUUUCUUUGUGCAUGAAUGAUGCUAUUCAUCAAGCUAAUGUAAAUUCUGCUUCUUUCUGAUUUAUUUUUUUAAGUGAAUGUAAGGGUCUUAAAGAAUGUCUACAGUUGUUUAUAUAGAGUUUAGGUAAUUGUCAAUGAUGCAUAUAUGUGUGUUUUUUUAAACCUUUUCCUGAGGAACGGAUUUGGCUUUUAAUUGGUGUGACUGUGACAAGAUUGGUUCCUGCACUUCCUGAAGGCAUUACAGUAGAACUGCACUGGCUUCUACAGGAC